Molecule: messenger RNA, 2290 nt
Organism: Ilyonectria robusta
Lineage: Eukaryota; Fungi; Ascomycota; Sordariomycetes; Hypocreales; Nectriaceae
Exons: 2
Coding region: 255-2210 (651 amino acids)
Source: RefSeq, a predicted model, not a curated record
AGAAAAUGGAGAAAGCAACUGAAUAUUUAUGUCAGCCCCCCUCUCACCCGGGAUCCUCUGAAUCCCAAGCUUUGGUUGUAAGCCACCUCAUCUCCUUUGUUAUUAGCCAUGAUUCACUGACCAAUCAAUUACUCUGGGCGUAUUCACGGGGUUAAAAAAGCAAAUAUGAAAACACAACAUAAAGCAAUGUAGGAAAUAGGAGAACUCCGGUCCUAACGAGAGUGUGAAAUCAUGGAAAAAACAUCUGAAAAGUUAUGGGUCGUCGAGCAUUCACGAGCGCAACGAAGAAAGAGAGCCCGCGCGAACGUGCGAGAAAUCGUCGUCUCCAACAACUUCAAAGAAAACAAACCCUGGUUCUCCAGGAAUGUUCUCGCUACCCCACGGUCCGCCUAAUUGACGAUUCCUUUCAUGUCCAGCCAGCCCAGGCUUGCUCCUCAAAUCACGACAUCGCAGUGGUAAAUCCCACGCACAACUUGUUAUCGUUGGCGGGGUUGUCGCGCCAGAGUCCUGGGCCUACUGAUAGACAGUCUCUGCCAACUGAUUCGCUAAUUCGCCAAGCAGCAACUACGUUGCCUUCAGCCGUCCUGACAGCUCCUGUGGCUGCCGCACCACCAAUACGACUUCCCGCACAGCUGGUGUAUUGUCCAACACCCUACGGUUCGAGUGGUGCUCAGACAACCUCACCAUCAACCAGCCAACGAACAGAAACAGGAGAUGGUAUGAGGCAGCCCACAGGACUCGCAGAUACAAACCCGACAUGCAAUUCACCGCCUAUACGUCAAGAAGAUCACCUUGAAGUCGGCCGUUCCCGGACAGACUUUUCUGUGCGGACCCGAGAACUGACACGCCGCCGCGUUCAAAAAUAUCGGAACCGACUACAUCGCUUACGAAUCCCGGCAAUUAUCCCUACUAACGACCCCAGUUUCCCAGUCAUCAGAAAUUGCCAGGGGCAGUCCAUCCCAGGGCCACCACUAUCCACGCCUCGCUCUCAUGCAAAUCCACAAGCCGACCCGGAAAACUUGCACGCCAGGACGUUAGAAGGCUUAGCAGACGACGCGUCUCCGGAAGGCGCUCAAAAUAGCAACGCCACCCUUGAACGCUUCAUUCAAGCCCUUCAGGUCGAGGACACUCGAGACGACUCUGACUCUCUUGGGCCAUAUCGAGUUGCGUAUGAUCAAGUGUUUCGGAUAUUCUUCAGCUCCAUCUGCGCUUGUUCACGUCAGCUUGAAGUCGACGAGCCAGAACACACUCAUACUCUUCAGGAGGCCGUGCAAUACUUGCAGCACUCCCUUCCUCCUUUACCAACAAUCUUCGGCGAGCGAGGUUCCUAUAAUCCUAGCAACUUCUUCCGGGAUUGGGAAACUUUUCUCUCCAAUCAACCGACGCAGCCUCUUUCCUUUCGCAAGUCACAGGCGGCCCUUACCCCAUCAAAUCUCUCUAUCUCGCGGCAGUGGGAUAUUGACAGUGUUUGGUUUGGGGCGAAAGGUUUGCAGGCGAUCCGGCCACCAAAUGACUUCAAGCUCUCGUUUCUUCCCUCUUCAGCCCUCAAUCUCUCCACUGAUCAGGUGAUUCAGCCGCAUGGGCUGGAUCUAGCAAAGACAAGACAUAUUCUUAUGGGCACCUUCAAUACGCAGAGCGUUCGUUUCUCCGCCUUCCUGUUCUUCCCCCAUGCUGCUCGAGAUUCAACAUCGGCUACCAGGAAUGCGCUCUCACUCGAGCGGCAGAAGGACCUUUACGACCACAUCAUCAUUCCGGCAGCCUUUGAGGCAAUAUCUGAUCCUUCUCGGCAGGAGAUACCCCGAACGUAUGACAUCGCAUAUGCAAAGUCUCGCUCCUUCCAGGAAAAGCCUGGCAACAACCGAUGGAAGCAGGACGACGUAAGCAGAGCUUUCCAUCUCCAGUAUACAGUCCCGGCCCAAGAUCUCUCGCUCUUCUGGCACUUGGUGGCUGAAAAAGCAGACUCAUUCCAGAUUCCAACACAGCGGGGAGAAAUGGUGUCAUACUUUAAGAACCCUCGGUUGCUCUUUCAAUCCCACGAUCUGAAAAACACAUUUGGUCAGAGGACUCUCGAAGAGACCCUGAAUAUGUUCCAACAGACCAUCCUUCAGGCUUUUGAUCCUACCCAUCUGGAUAUUCGCUCUUGCUGGCUUGAUAUUGGGGCCCGCGACCACGUUACCAGUCCAGUGUGUCCAAUAACCAAGGUAAGGUAAGGAUUUUAUUUCGCCCGGGGGGACACACCCCAGAGGGCCUUUGCGCUAAGCUAUUUUCGUUUCGUACAGUUCUUCCAUAA